This is a messenger RNA of Komagataella phaffii GS115, 822 nucleotides long. RefSeq lists its product as hypothetical. The record is from RefSeq and is a predicted model, not a curated record. Lineage: Eukaryota; Fungi; Ascomycota; Pichiomycetes; Pichiales; Pichiaceae. Gene Ontology annotation, molecular function: actin filament binding. Gene Ontology annotation, biological process: barbed-end actin filament capping; actin cytoskeleton organization. Bases 1 to 822 code for a protein of 273 amino acids. Gene Ontology annotation, cellular component: actin cortical patch; F-actin capping protein complex. The transcript has a single exon.
AUGAUCGAACUAGAUUUCAAAACAUACUCCAAUUCAUCUAUGUCCAUAAUCUCUGAAUUUGUCCAAGACAUUCCUCCUGGGGAAGCCAAACCUGUAAUCCGAGACUUGAAACUGGUUGCUGCGGAAUUUGGUGCGGAAAUCAAAAAUGAAUUUGAAACACAUGUCCUCAAUUCUGAUUUUCAUUUGGUUCAGGAUACCUCUCAAGGAUUGUUAGCUAUAGUUUCCAGGUAUACUCAAAGAGGUACUAAAUUUAUAGACUAUGCAUCCAACCUGAAGUUCCACUAUGAUUUUGUAGACCAGAAGUCUAUGGAUACUGAAGAAUUUAGCGAAGAUAUUCUCCCUGAGUAUAAUUCUGUUGACAAGGAGCUGGAGAAGUACACCCAAGAGCAUUUCCCAGACUCCUACAAGGUAGUGCUUACUCCGUUUGAGGAAGGAUUCCAUGUCAUUAUUGUGGACGUCCGGUACAAUGAUAAGAAUUUUUACAACGGAAAGUGGCAAUCGUUCUAUACAUUUAACAGGGUCAAAGGCUUAAUUUCGGGACAGGUAAGAAUAAAAAUCCACUACUAUGAGGACGGGAAUGUCACACUCAAUAGUCACAAAAGACUUAAUCCCACAGAAACUACGGUUACAGACAUUGUCAAUCACAUCAAAUCUUUUGAGGAUGAUUACCAAAGAAACCUAUUGAGUAGUUUCAAUAACUUGAACGAAAUUGUGUUUAGGAAUCUGCGUAGGCAGCUUCCAAUUAACAGAUCAAAAGUUCAAUGGGGAAAGUCUAUUGGAACUUAUAAACUAGGGCAAGACAUUGGAGGUGGAAGAGAAUAG